AUGUCUAAUCAAACACCUGAAGCGUUACAACUAGUAAAACAGUUAGUUCAGCAACCGGGUAAUAACAUCUGUGCCGAUUGUCAACGUGAGCCUUCGAAAUGGGCAAGUUCUACUCUCGGUAUCUUCAUUUGCUACAAUUGCAGUGGAAUUCACCGUGCAUUAGGUACACAUAUCACUUUAGUUAGAUCUUGCACGCUCGAUGGAUGGACACCGCAACAAGCAAAAGUUAUGAAACGCGUUGGAAACAAAGUUGCAAACGAAUAUUGGGAAGCUAACCUUCCUGCCGAUUUUAUGAGACCUCUACCGACAGAUAGAUAUAAUAUGGAACGCUUUAUUCGCGAUAAAUACGAACGAAAACUUUGGGCUGGCGAAGGCGAGCCACCACAUUUAAGAAAACCAGGCUUUGCAAGGCCUAUCGGAAAUCCACAGCCAUAUCCUCAGCUUCCUAUUCAGCAAGCACCAGCUUCUGAGCCUCCUGUUCAAAUACACUACGUUCCACAACAAGAAAUUUCACAACAGCCUCAAUCUAUACUGCAACCAACAGAACAAAAACCAGCACCACAACCAAAGCCGAAAUCCGAAAAGAAACAGCCAGGUUUUAAGAAAUUCGCAAAACCACUUCACACAUCUCAGUCAGAAUCUCUCGAAAAUCUUCAUAGCCAAGAUCAACAACAGCAAUCGCCUACUCCAGAUCCAGAACCUGAGCCAGAACACGUAGAACAACAGCAAAAUCAAGAAGCCCCACAUUUACUCGAAUUUUGCGGUCCGAAAAAGCAAUCUUUGUUCAAGAAGAAACCUAAGGGCCCAGCAAGAUUCAUGAAAAAGCCUGUCGGAGAAGCUGUUAUCAAUCAGAUGAUUUCAUCUCCAGAAACAAGGCCUAUGACAGCUCCUGUCCAACCAAACAAGAAUGCAGCAUUAUCCCUCUUUGCAGGAAUGAAUAUUUAUCCAAACAAGAAUUGA
Molecule: messenger RNA, 960 nt
Organism: Trichomonas vaginalis G3
Lineage: Eukaryota; Parabasalia; Trichomonadida; Trichomonadidae
Product: GTPase activator protein
Exons: 1
Coding region: 1-960 (319 amino acids)
Molecular function (GO): GTPase activator activity
Source: RefSeq, a predicted model, not a curated record